Molecule: messenger RNA, 1031 nt
Organism: Zymoseptoria tritici IPO323
Lineage: Eukaryota; Fungi; Ascomycota; Dothideomycetes; Mycosphaerellales; Mycosphaerellaceae
Exons: 1
Cellular component (GO): cytoplasm
Molecular function (GO): cystathionine beta-synthase activity; cysteine synthase activity
Source: RefSeq, a predicted model, not a curated record
CAUCCCUUCAAAGAUACCGCUCAUCAUGUCUCACCUGACUUCCCCACCCCCGCGCGCGCCAACGACCAUGAACACGAUCCUCGAGAACAUCGGGAACACACCCCUCGUUCGACUGAACCGCAUACCACAGUCGGUCGGAAUCUCAUGCGCCAUCUACGCAAAAUGCGAGUUCUUCAACGCAGGAGGCAGUGUCAAGGACCGCAUCGCACUGCGCAUGGUCGAGGCAGCAGAAAAAGAAGGUCGCAUCAAGCCUGGCUACAGCGUGCUUAUUGAGCCUACAAGUGGCAACACCGGAAUUGGCCUGGCGCUUGUUGGAGCCGUAAAGGGAUACCGGACAAUCAUUACUCUGCCUGAGAAGAUGAGUACCGAGAAGGUCAGCGUGUUGAAGGCGCUGGGUGCUGAGAUCAUCCGAACACCGUCAGCCGCUGCGUGGGACAGUCCUGAGAGCCAUAUUGGCGUGGCCCGUCGGUUGGAGAAAGAGAUUCCGGGAGGAGUGAUUCUCGAUCAGUACAACAACCCGAACAAUCCUGCGGCGCACGAGUUUGGUACCGCCGCGGAGAUUGUGGAGCAGACGAAUGCUGUUCAGGGUAAGCUGGCCGCUGUGGUGGCCGGAGCUGGUACUGGCGGAACGAUCACUGGUAUUUCUCGGGGUAUUCGCAAGGUGCACGGAGACAAGGUCAAGAUCGUCGCAGCAGAUCCGCAAGGCUCCAUCUUGGCUGUUCCUGCAUCUCUUAACGACGAACACAAGGACAGGCCGUACAAGAUCGAAGGAAUCGGUUACGACUUCAUUCCAGAUGUGCUCUCUCAGAAAGAGGUGGAUGUGUGGUACAAGACGGAUGACCGAGAUUCUUUCUACUGGGCUCGCCGUCUGAUCAGCGAGGAGGGUCUUCUCUGUGGCGGCAGCUCCGGCUCUGCCAUGAGCGCAUGCAUCAAGGCGAUCAAAGACAUGAACUUGACAGAGAACGAUUCAGUUGUUGUCAUCCUCCCUGACAGCAUCCGCAGCUACCUCAGCAAAUUUGUUGACGAUGACU